GGCAAGCCAGCGUCCACUCUCACGGCCGCCCCUCUGCCUGCUCCUUCACAGUCUUCCAGUCGGUCUUCCUCUGCGUAUCGUCCAUGGCGGACCGCGUCCACCCAGCGCCGCUUCUCCCGCUCUCCUCACCGCCCCUUCCUGACCCUCCCUCACCGGACCACCAAGAAGAUGCCACGGUGGAGACGGCGCCGCUGCGCCCAACCGGGGUUUCCUACAUCGUGCAGGUGCCCAAGGACCAGGUGCUCCGGGUCCCGCCUCCGGACCGGGCGCGCAGGCACAAGAAGCUCGCCGCGCGCCCCGCCAGACGCCGGGCGCUCCGGCGCGCCUGCUGCGGCGCGUGCUGCGCGGUCCUGGCGCUGCUCGUCCUCGCCGCGGCGUUCGUGGGCGCGCUCUACCUCGUCUUCCGCCCCAGGGCGCCCUCCUUCUCCGUCGCCUCCCUCUCCGCCGUCCGCGGCAUCCCCAUCGUCGCCGCGGUGCGCGCGGACAACGGCGCGAACAGGAAGGUGGGCGUGGACUACCGCGGCGGCGGCGAGGUCAGCGUCUUCUACUCCGGCGUCCUCUUGGCCACAGGGAGGUGGCCGGCCUUCUACCAGGCGCCGGGGAACGUGACGCUGGUGUCGAUGCCGCUGGAAGGGGAAGGCGGCGUGGCGCUGACGGAGGAGCAGAGGCGGGGGCUGGCGGCGGCGGGGGGCGUGCCGCUGGCGGUGGAGGCGCGGGUGCCCGUGAGGGUGAGGUUCGGGAAGACGCUGCGGACGUGGACGGUGGACGUGUGGGCGCGGUGCGAGGUCACGGUUGAUAAGAUGGCCGGCGAGGCGGCUCUGACGAGCGACAGGGGGUGCAGGGUCAAGGUCAAGCCGCUCUGGUGGUGGUGGUGAUCGAUCGCCGCCGGCGCACCCCGGCGCUGCGUCAAGAACGAAUUGGUUUGAUUGAUGGACUGAUCACCGGUGGAGUGAAUUGGUUUUGGAAACUCUUUUUUGUGUUGUUCGCUGGAGAGUUAUGCUCAAUCGCAGAUGUAUGCAACGGAUGAAAUCUCGCAGAUAUAGAUUUCUUGCUUGGCACAAAAAUAAAAACGGAUUUAUUCUGAAGUUGCUGCACCAA
Molecule: messenger RNA, 1098 nt
Organism: Brachypodium distachyon (stiff brome)
Lineage: Eukaryota; Viridiplantae; Streptophyta; Magnoliopsida; Poales; Poaceae
Product: NDR1/HIN1-like protein 13
Exons: 1
Coding region: 84-875 (263 amino acids)
Cellular component (GO): plasma membrane
Source: RefSeq, a predicted model, not a curated record